Molecule: messenger RNA, 3620 nt
Organism: Pimephales promelas (fathead minnow)
Lineage: Eukaryota; Metazoa; Chordata; Actinopteri; Cypriniformes; Leuciscidae
Source: RefSeq, a predicted model, not a curated record
ACUGCCUCUCACUUCUGACUGACUGACUGUCAGUCACACACACACACACACACACAUACAAACGGAACCGCUGUACUGUACCUGUUCCUUCAAUCCCUCACGGACUUAUAAUGAAAAUGUAUCAGUUAUUGGACACAGAGACACCAGGCACGAGUUCAACUGAGAGAGAGAGAGAGAUGAAGUACAGUGACACCAAAGAUUUCGCCAUGAGUGAGGAGACCGUAGUGUGGGUGUAGCUUUUCACUGGAGCAAGAAGCAAGAUAUCAGAAACAACAGCGUCCACACUCCCACAAAGGAGACGAUGGGCGAAGCUGAAGAUGGGCAGGCAGGACGUCUGUUUGAGAACUUUGUUCAGGCCACUGACUGUAAAAGUACCCUACAGGCCUUCAAUAUAAUGUGCAGUUACCUGGAUCUGGACCCUCUGGAGCACAGCACCUUCUACAGCAGUUUGAAGAGCGUGAUGACGUGCUGGAAGGCCAAAGCCCUGUGGAGUAAACUGGACAAGAGAGCCAGCCAAAAAGAGUACAAGAAAGGCAAAGCCUGUGAGGGCAUUAAGUGCUUGAUAAUUGGAGGGGGCCCGUGCGGCGUGCGGACUGCCAUCGAGUUAGCUCUCCUCGGAGCCAAAGUGGUGGUGAUCGAGAAGAGAGAUACAUUCUCCAGGAACAACGUCCUGCAUCUCUGGCCCUACACCAUUCAUGACCUCAGGGGCUUAGGGGCCAAGAAGUUCUACGGAAAGUUCUGUGCUGGAGCGAUAGACCACAUCAGCAUUCGGCAGCUCCAGCUCAUGCUCCUGAAGAUUGCUCUGCUUCUUGGUGUGGAGUUUCACGUUAAUGUGGAGUUCGUCAAGCUGGUGGAGCCUCCAGAGGACCAGGAGAAUGAGGGGCCGGGCUGGAGGGCGGAGAUCCGGCCUGCGGAUCAUCCCGUGGCCGACUUCGACUUUGAUGUGGUGGUGGGAGCCGAUGGGAGACGAAACUCUUUAGAAGGGUUCAGGAGGAAGGAGUUUCGUGGCAAACUGGCCAUCGCCAUCACGGCAAACUUCAUCAACAGAAACACCACAGCUGAGGCAAAGGUUGAGGAGAUAAGUGGAGUUGCCUUCAUCUUCAACCAGAAAUUCUUUCAAGAUCUCAAACAGGAAACCGGGAUUGAUCUUGAGAACAUCGUUUACUACAAAGACAACACACACUACUUUGUCAUGACGGCUAAGAAGCAGAGCCUGCUGGACAAGGGGGUCAUCAUUCAUGAUUACAUCGACACUGAGGCGUUGCUGAACAGUGAGAAUGUGAAUCAAGAGGCUUUGCUGGCGUAUGCUCGAGAGGCAGCCGACUACGCCACACACUACCAGCUGCCCACGCUGGACUACGCCAUCAACCACUGCGGGCAGCCUGAUGUGGCCAUGUUUGACUUCACCAGCAUGUACGCCUCAGAAAACGCUGCUCUGGUCAGGGAGAGGUUUGGUCAUAGUGUACUGGUGGCACUGGUGGGAGACAGCCUUCUCGAGCCCUUCUGGCCUAUGGGGACAGGCUGUGCCCGCGGGUUCCUGGCAGCCUUUGACACGGCUUGGAUGGUAAAAAGUUGGGCGCAGGGUAGUAAUCCACUCGAGGUGCUGGCAGAGAGGGAGAGUCUGUACCGAUUGCUACCUCAGACAAAGCCUGAAAACAUUGGCAAAAACUUUGAUUUGUACACCAUAGAUCCAGCAACACGCUAUCCAAACCUUAAUUCAAGCUGUGUGAGGCCACACCAGGUCCGCAACAACUAUAUCUGUGGAGAGAUGAAGUCAUGCUCUCUGGAACGGGCCGCCACGAUACGCCGUCCUGUCAACUUGGCCAGGCGAGAGUCUGAGAUCAGGCCGAGUCGGUUACUGACGUGGUGUCAGAAGCAGACGCAGGGCUACAGGGGUGUGAAUGUGACUGACCUCACUUCCUGUUGGAGCAGUGGCCUGGCUCUCUGUGCUCUCAUUCAUCACUUCAGACCGCAAAUCAUCGAUUACGACUCUCUGAAUGAGCAAGACUGUGCCAAAAACCUUCAGCUGGCAUUUGAUGUGUCCGAGAAGGAGUUUGGUAUCAAGCCGUUCAUCACGGGGAAAGAGCUGGCGUCAGGACCGGAGCCGGACAGGACCAGCAUGAGCACAUACCUCUCCAAAUUCUAUGAGCUUUUCCGGGGAACGCCUCUACCUCCUUCAGAUUCAAAGCGAGAUGGUGAUGCAAAUAAGGAAACAUGUCCUACAGCUUCCAGACCCGUUUACAGGUCCCUGAGUUUACAUCAGCCUCGUAAACGCAUACCCAAGAAUGAACAAAAGUCUGAAGACGAUGAUGCAAUAUACAAGAGAAGAAGGAAAAUCAGUUACUUAGAAGAGACAGCCAAAUCCUUCAAUCAGAGUUCUUCUGUAUCCAGUGAGGGACGGGAACUGAAGGAAAACAAGGUCAAGUUUAUGGCCACUCAACUUCUUGCAAAAUUUGAGGACAGCACAGCAAGCUGUUCUAUUCGCAGACAGUCUGACUGUGAUGGCGAGAGGCCUCCAAGACCUCCAUCGCUUGAUAUGACUGAUAGCCCCUUCUUUAACAUUAUCAGGAAGAAAGUUCCUCCACCCCCACCCCCUAAAAAACAGUUUCCACCCUCGGCUCCUCUCUUCCCCUCGCUUCAUUCCAGUCCUCUGAAUCCACAGAGGAAACCGCUUCACCCGACUCACACACACACUCACACACACUCAGAGGCAGAGAACACGGGUCACUCGGCAGUGCUGGCCAUGACAGCAAUGCUCCAGCGCCUCCAGAGGGUGGAGGAUGAGAUUAGCCAGAGGAAAGCCCAGACUCAAAAGGCCAGGGAGUUUCAUAAAAAAAGCAUAAAGGAGAAGGCUGUGCAUUUGAGCGCUCUGUUCUCAGGCGAGGCCUCCUCUCCGCAUCAGUCUGACACCAGCAGUAGCACAACAUCCUUUACUGUAAGAAAACAAACAGACAUUCUUCAAUCAAAUGGACACCCAAAUGCUCCCAAACAGCGCACAGUAGGCAGAGUGUCUCUAGUGGGCGCUAACGAUCACAGGCCUCAGCCAAGCAGCUCAGGCACUCCGCCUUCCUUAAAAAGAGAGUUUCCUCAGAGUCUGGGUGAUGUGUGUCACGCGUGUAAGAAGCGUGUGUUUGUAGUGGAGAGGCUCAGCGCUGAGGGAUUGCACUUCCACAGGGAGUGUUUCCGCUGCGACACAUGCAGAGCUCCGCUGCGCCAGGGAGGACACUCCUUCGAUUCGGUGGAAGGAAAGCUGUACUGCAAACUCCACUUUGCUCAACGGAAAUCCUUAGUGACGAAUGGAAGAUCGCAAAAUCUGCACACGACGUGUAACAACGGAUCCCCCGACGGCUCUCGCUGGAGUCCAGAGGAACGCGAGACUCAUCUUCAGGCCGAGUCUCCAGAGGUGGCUUACGUUUCAGAAACCCACACGCAGGCCGGGCGCACUCGUGCCAAUGAAAGCAGGUCAUUAGUUCCCUAAAUGGCCUUUAGUUAAAGUUGCACCUUUAUUGGACAUGUUGUAAAACUGUUUAAAGUGUUUCUUGCUGUAUGUUUUCCAUUUGAAACAUUUGUUGCCUUAUUUAUCUUAAGCCAUACUCUUGCAAUAAAAAAAGAUAAAAGGU